Eruca vesicaria subsp. sativa (arugula) is the source of this 1971-nucleotide messenger RNA. NCBI's taxonomy places the organism in Eukaryota, Viridiplantae, Streptophyta, Magnoliopsida, Brassicales, Brassicaceae. The record is from the annotation of a GenBank genome assembly.
CUAAAACCCUUUAAGGAUUAGGUUUAGCCAUCUUAUCCGCCUUGAGUUACUUGUGAUUUCCGAUGAUUCUCUCACGCUCAGUCUCUGUUCUUCAUUCCUGUGGAGUUUCCUCUUCGCCGAAACUCAUAUCCCAUAAGCUUAAAGUGGUCUCGUUUUCUCUCGCUUAUAGUUCAUCUGCGUCUUUCCGUUUUAUCUCUCUGAACCGAUCUGAACGAAAAUGGGCUCGUGGGUUUGCGUCUGCUACUGAAGCUGAAGUAGUAGAGAUAAAGGGUAAUGAUACGUUUUAUGCGGACCAAGCUGUUUCAUGGAAGUCUCUCGGCUUGUCGGAUAAGGUCUCCCUGGCUCUACAAAAUUGUGGGUUCGGAAGACCUUCUCUUACUCAGGCUGUUUGCAUACCAUCGAUAUUGUCCGGGAAAGAUGUGGUUGUUGCAGCAGAAACCGGCAGUGGCAAAACACAUGGAUAUCUUGCUCCAAUCAUCCAUCAGUUAACCAAUACCAACACCGUUCUUGAUUCAGAGCUUACGGAUGGAGAAGAAAGGCGGAAUCCACUUAAGAGUAUCUCUCUUGUUCUGUGUCCUAACGUGAUGCUCUGUGAACAAGUUGUUCGGAUGAUUAAUGGUCUUCUUGGAGAAGAUGGUAGUCCACUUCUCAAUGUUGAAGCUGUUUGUGGGUCCCAGGGCUGGCCAGAUAAACAGCCUGAUAUAAUUGUGUCGACGCCUGCUGCUCUUUUGAAUAACAUUGAGCCUAAAAGAAACAGGCGUGUUGAGUUCCUUCGAUCUGUCAAAUAUGUGGUGUUUGAUGAAGCUGAUAUGCUUCUCUGUGGAAGCUUCCAGAAUCAGAUUAUCCGUCUGAUAAACAUGCUGCGUUUUGAUGAGAAACAAGUGUCUCGUUUGGCCACUUCCAAAUUUGGAAAACCAUUGGAGAUCGAUGCAGAAUCUUUAGCACAGUUUGAUUUAGAGAAUGAGGACGAUGCAGAUUUCGAAGAAGACGGGUCUAUCUCUGAAGAAGAGGAAGAAGAGUAUCUUGAUGAUACCACACAAAUCCCCACCGUUGAAAAUGGAACUGGUCCUGAUAUUAGAAAGGGAUGGAGAAGAGUGAGAAAGAUCUAUACACGUAGCAAGCAGUAUAUUUUCAUUGCAGCCACUCUUCCAGUUAACGGGAAGAAAACUGCAGGAGGACUUUUGAAACAUAUGUUUCAAGAUGCUGUCUGGGUUAGCGGGAGCUUUCUUCACCGUAACAGUCCUAGACUUGAGCAGAAAUGGAUUGAAGUCACAGUGGAUACACAAGUUGAUGCUCUCAUAGAGGCUGUAAAGAACACCAAUAGCAGCACAGACAGGACUAUGGUGUUUGCAAAUACCGUUGAGGCGGUUGAAGCAGUAGCUGAUAUAUUGGAGAAAGCCAGUAUCCAGUGUUAUCGUUAUCACAAGAACCAUACACUUGAAGAACGUGCUAAUAUAUUAGCUGAUUUCAGAGAAAACGGUGGUGUCUUUGUUUGCACUGAUGCAGCUGCACGUGGAGUUGAUGUGCCUAACGUCUCACACGUUAUUCAGGCGGAUUUUUCCAGUUGUGCGGUGGAUUUUCUUCACAGGAUAGGUCGAACAGCUAGAGCUGGCCAAUACGGAACGGUGACAAGUUUGUACACUGAGGCUAACCGUGAUUUAGUGGAAGCAAUCCGUGAAGCAGUGAAGACGGGUCAGCCAGUGGAAACUGCAUUUAGCAGGAAAAGAGGUUUCAGGAACAAGCUUAAGAAGAGAGCGUUCUUGAAAGCCGGAGAAGCAAAGGAGUCUCAAGCUGUACGAGCUUAAGUAGUAUUAUGUUGUUCUUUUAGUUCCAUUUCCAUAAGUUUUGUUGUAUAUAAAACCACCUCAAAAUCAGUUAAGAAUUUCUAUCACUUUGUUUCAAUAAAAAGAGAGAAUAUGAUCCCCACAUUUUUUCUUCAAAUUUCAGCUUAAGCAUUGUGUUUUGUGUUUA